Adineta steineri is the source of this 1590-nucleotide messenger RNA. The record is from the annotation of a GenBank genome assembly. Lineage: Eukaryota; Metazoa; Rotifera; Eurotatoria; Adinetida; Adinetidae.
AUGGCAAAUAUGAAUGUAUCGGACGACUUAUUACGAUGUCCCAUAACAAUGGAAUUAUUUCGUGAUCCCGUCUUAGCAUCAGAUGGUCGUACAUAUGAGAGAGAAGUGAUCGAAGAAUGGAUUCGAAACAAUGGCACAAGUCCAUUCACACGUCAACCAUUAUCUAAAGAAGAACUUUAUCCAAAUCGCAUUGUGAAAGACCUUAUUGAAGUUUUUGAAAGAUUAUUGUUUGAAAAAAAUUACCAAUUUAAAUUAGAUGUUGAUGUGAAAAAAAAGAGAGGACGACCAUUAUUUCAAACAAAUGGAAAAACAAUCUAUGGUGCAGAAUGGAUAUCAGAUAAUAAUAAUCGACCAGAAAUUAUUCUAUUAAAAAUUGAUGGUGCUCGAGCAAGAAAAGAAGCAUCUUUUUACGUGAAUUUAACUCGUCAUUCACAUAUCAUUCGAACAUUUGGUUUUGUAUUCGAUAAAAAUAAUCCCAAUCACAAUGAUACAAUUUUACUUUUACAGGAAUACGCACCUGAAGGAAGUUUAUAUGAGUUAUUACAGGAGCGAAGUACAGUUCCUCAUGAAAAAAUUCUUAUUCAGAUAUUUCUACAAAUUAUUGAAGGAAUGAUAUAUUUAGCAUUUAAUCACGUUAUUCAUGGUGAUUUAGCUUGUCGUAAUGUUUUGAUAUUUCGUUUUGAUGAAAAUCAACCUGAAAGAUGUAUUGUGAAAAUUACUGACUUUGGCCUUAGUCGACAUAGUCAACUAUAUUCAAUGGCACCAGGUAGUGCUGCAAGAACAACAUUGAAUAUCGUUCCUGUUCGAUAUGCAGCUCCAGAAGUACUUUCAUCAAAUACAACAUCAGAAGUUUACACUGAAAAAUCAGAUGUCUAUUCAAUGGGUGUCUUAAUGUGGGAAGCAUAUUCUCGAGGUACAUUACCAUGGCCAAAUAUCGAAGAUGAUAAUGACGUUAUUCAGCGUGUUAAAGAUGGCUGGUCUCUUCAAAAACAAAAUGAAGGGUAUUAUACAAACAUCGAAUACAAUCUAACUAGAAUUGGAAGAAAUGAAACACAACAGCAAAAGAAGGAGGAAGGUUUGAUUACAAGACAAAUACAACAACAACAGGAGUACUCAGAUAGGAAAUUUGCACAACAACAGCAGGAAAUUUUAGACAGAGAAUUAGCACAAGAAAUUGCAUUGCUCGAAAAACAAAAACAAAAAGAACAAUUCAAAUCAAUUGAACGAGUUGAACAAGCAAAAGUUCCAGUACCAAAGCAAGAGUCAUCAUAUAGUCUGAUGAGACUUCCCUGCAAAGGACGUGCUUGUGCCAGAUGUGCAAAUUGUCGUGAUUGGUACUGGCAGCCCUAUGGCAAAUAUGGAAAGGAUUAUACAAAACGUAGUGAUGCUACUUGUCGGAUAGAUGGUCACCAUCGUAUUAAAAGAAGUGAACUUGGUGAAGUUUUCUAUAGUAGUGAAGAUGGUAAUUUUGGUGGUAGUCGUAUUUAUCAAGAUGUUGAUUGUAAACGUUUUUAUAAUCAUAUGAGCUAUCGUUCUUUUGGUAGUAGUAAUGGCGGACAACUAUGUGCAUGUGAUGACAAUCAAUCAUAA